Molecule: messenger RNA, 1047 nt
Organism: Truncatella angustata
Lineage: Eukaryota; Fungi; Ascomycota; Sordariomycetes; Amphisphaeriales; Sporocadaceae
Product: 1-aminocyclopropane-1-carboxylate deaminase
Exons: 2
Coding region: 1-1047 (348 amino acids)
Biological process (GO): amine catabolic process
Molecular function (GO): 1-aminocyclopropane-1-carboxylate deaminase activity; D-cysteine desulfhydrase activity; pyridoxal phosphate binding
Source: RefSeq, a predicted model, not a curated record
AUGGCUGAAGUCAAACUCCCUGAGCCUUUUGCUAGUAUUCCUAGAGAGUCCUUUCUCUUCGGCCCCUCGCCAAUCCAGCACCUGCCUCGUAUAUCCGAGGCACUAGGAGGGAAGGUGCAGGUUUACGCCAAGCGUGAGGAUUGCAACUCAGGUCUAGCAUAUGGAGGAAACAAAACCCGAAAGCUCGAGUACUUGGCGUCUGAAGCUUUAGCGCAAGGAGCCGACACACUAGUCAGCAUUGGUGGUGUGCAGUCCAACCACACCCGCCAGGUCGCUGCGGUUGCCACUAAGCUAGGACUGAAAAGCGCGCUUGUGCAAGAGCACUGGGUGGAUUGGGAAGACCCGGGAUAUACAAAGGUUGGGAACAUUCAGCUGUCGCGAGUCAUGGGUGCAGAUUCGCGUCUUGAUUCGUCAACCUUUGGUAUCGAGCAUAAAGAUACUCUUAAGAACUUGCAGAAGGAACUCACUGAAGCCGGCCGCAAGCCGUAUUACAUCCCAGCUGGUGCCUCGGAUCAUCCACUCGGCGGAUUGGGUUUUGCGAGAUGGGCUUUCGAAGUCAUAGAGCAAGAGAAGUCUCUAAAUGUAUUUUUUGAUACCAUCAUCGUGUGUGCUGUUACGGGCUCCACCAUGGCUGGCAUGGUUGCCGGCUUCAAGUUAGCUGAGAAGCUCGGCGCCCCAAGGCGUAAGGUAAUCGGCAUCGACGCUUCCGCCAAGGUACGACAAACAUUCGACCAGGUCUUGCGCAUUGCAAAGUUCACAGGCACCAGGAUCGGGCUUGUUGAUGAUGAUAUCACAGAAAAAGACAUCAUUCUUGAUGACAGAUAUCAUGCUGGUGUUUAUGGAAUCCCAGAUGAUCAAACAAUCGAAGCUAUCAAAUUUGGUGCACAGACCGAGGCUUUCAUUACCGAUCCUGUGUACGAAGGCAAGAGUUUAGCAGGGAUGAUGGAUCUCAUCAAGAAAGGUGAAAUUGCUUCAGGCAGUAAUGUUCUCUAUGCUCAUCUGGGUGGUCAACUGGCUCUUAAUGCCUACUCGUCCAUCCAGUCAUAG